UAUCCUUACUGUCCAAAACCUAGGUCUUCCAAAGAAAGGCACCCAAUCCACUAAGACCCAUUUGGAGAGGAAGAUUGGUUGCUCAGAGGGUCUGAAGGAGAAGCAAAAGUUCAGAAGAGUUUCAGCAGAGAAAUGGGGAGGGCUCCUUGCUGUGACAAAGCAAACGUGAAGAAAGGACCAUGGUCACCUGAAGAAGAUACAAAGCUCAAGGACUUCAUAGAGAAACAUGGGACUGGUGGGAAUUGGAUUGCUCUCCCACAUAAAGCUGGUCUGAAGAGGUGUGGGAAGAGUUGCAGAUUGAGAUGGCUUAACUAUUUAAGGCCCAACAUAAAGCAUGGAGAAUUUUCUGAUGAUGAAGAUAGGAUAAUCUGCAGUCUGUAUGCAAGCAUUGGAAGCAGGUGGUCAAUAAUCGCUGCUCAGUUGCCAGGCAGGACUGACAAUGAUAUCAAGAAUUACUGGAACACGAAGCUGAAGAAGAAACUCAUGGGAAUGGUUCCCUCUCAGAGGAAACCAUCUCAGCCAGCCUUACCAACUCAUCUCCAAACGGCAUCAUCAUCACCCUCACUUCCAUCUUCUUCAUCAUCUUAUGAAGGUAGCGGUACUUACUACAACCCAGGCAGAUCUCUCACAGGGCUUGAACCCAUUUCAAUCCCAUCAAAUCUUCUGAGUGGCACCAAUACUCACACAACAACACCAACCAGUACUCUUCUUCAGACCCAGGAGAGCUUCAUGAGUUCCAUGCAUAAUGGGUAUCCAGUAAAUGAGGGUCUCCUCAUGUUUGGAGGCGAACCCAGUUGCAGCUCUUCUGAUGGAAGCUGCAAUCAGAUCAGCUAUGGCAAAGAUAUGGAGUAUGAAUACUGUGGCGGCCGAGGUGGUGUUGCCAACAGUGAGCAAAUGGAUUUGGAGAGCUUUUUCUACAAUGGUGUUUCCGAAGACCAGAAAUUCAUGGCUGAGGGUAACAAUGGUGGCUGUGGCGUUGAUGGGUGGACUCAGAAGCCAAAUGGGGUGUGGGAGGAAACUCCAUUAGAUUAUGGUCUGGAGGAGAUUAAGCAAUUCAUUACCAGUAAUGCCUGUAACAGCUGCUUCUUUGAUGAAAACAAGACACAAGGGAGGGUCGUGUACUAUUGACACUGACUGUAAGUAAAAUCAGAAGAUUUUAGGAGUAAGGUGGUUGCAGAUUCAGAUUUAGACCCAUAUUUGUGUGGAAGGGAUUAUGUUUGAGGUGAAAUACUUUUGACAGUACAUGGUAAAGUUACCUUUGUGCAUUUCUUUUUGGGAAAUGAUGUAUGUGCUCGUACAGUUUUUCUUCAGAAAUAAAUGUCAUAGAAACUAGAGAAGCCAUCAUCAUUCAAGAAUCAAAA
This is a messenger RNA of Nelumbo nucifera (sacred lotus), 1361 nucleotides long. RefSeq lists its product as uncharacterized. The record is from RefSeq and is a predicted model, not a curated record. Lineage: Eukaryota; Viridiplantae; Streptophyta; Magnoliopsida; Proteales; Nelumbonaceae.